Myotis lucifugus (little brown bat) is the source of this 878-nucleotide messenger RNA. RefSeq names its product C1q and TNF related 5 (gene C1QTNF5). The record is from RefSeq and is a predicted model, not a curated record. Lineage: Eukaryota; Metazoa; Chordata; Mammalia; Chiroptera; Vespertilionidae. The annotation marks the transcript as partial. Gene Ontology annotation, molecular function: protein binding. The transcript has a single exon.
GGUCGCCCUCCGAGCACCCCGAACCCUCCCCUUCCCCUCAGGACUGCCGGGACCCCGCGGGGAGCCCGGGCCGCGCGGAGAGGCGGGCCCCGCGGGUGCGGCGGGGCCAGCGGGGGAGUGCGCGGUGCCCCCGCGCUCCGCCUUCAGCGCCAAACGCACGGAGAGCCGGGAGCCGCCGCCGCCGGACGCGCCGCUGCCCUUCGAGCGGGUGCUGCUGAACGAGCAGGGCCACUACGACGCGGCGUCGGGCAAGUUCACCUGCCGCGUGCCCGGCGUCUACUACUUCGCGGUGCACGCCACGGUCUACCGCGCCAGCCUGCACUUCGACCUGGUCAAGAACGGCGAGUCCGUGGCCUCCUUCUUCCAGUUCUUCGGGGGGUGGCCCAAGCCCGCCUCGCUGUCGGGCGGCGCCAUGGUGAGGCUGGAGCCCGAGGACCAGGUGUGGGUGCAGGUCGGGGUGGGCGACUACGUCGGCAUCUACGCCAGCGUCAAGACGGACAGCACCUUCUCCGGGUUCCUGGUGUAUUCCGACUGGCACGGCUCCCCUGUCUUCGCUUGACGUCCGCGGGCAGUGCGCCUGCUGCUCUCACUCCCAGGGGCGGGGUGUCACCACGUCCUCCGGGAAGGCUGGCCCCCACAAUGCUGUGAAUGACGAGGGGUGCCUGGGGCGCGCCCGCUGCUGGCAGGGGGUGGGGACAGGCUGUCUGAGUCAGGGCCUCGGCAUCGGGCACCGGUGGUUCUGCCCAAGACCCAGGGAGUGCGCUGUGCUGGCAGGUGGGGUGCUCUCUCCCUGGGACUCCGCUUCUCUCCUUCUCCCCUGCCCGCUUCCGCUUCUGGCCCUUUCAGUAGAGGCCAUUCAAUAAAUCUACAAACCCCUC